AUGCUUCACCACUUGAUGGUAGGGACUUGGACCCCUCCAGGUGCCAUAUUUACCUUCCAAUUCGACGACGAGGCCUUGACUCUGAAAUUGAUCAAGAGGACUGAGAUCCCCAAAGAUGAGCCCAUCUCAUGGAUGACUUUCGACCAUGCAAGAAAGACCAUUUAUGGAGCUGCUAUGAAGAAGUGGAACAGUUUCUCUGUCAAGAGUCCGACGGAGAUUGAACAUACUGCCUCAUUCCCUAUGGAACACGACCCAAAGGCUUCUCAGGCAGACACAAAGACACGUGCCAUCUUUAUUCUGGCAGGCAAGAAGCCACCGUAUAACGUAUAUGGCAAUCCCUUCUAUGAUCAUGCUGGCUCUGGAAACGUAUUCUCUGUCAACGAGAGUGGAAGUCUGGAAAAGAAUGUUCAGAACUACGAUUAUUGCCCGCAGACAGCAAUUCAUGGCAUGGUCUUCGAUCCUACAGAGACUUAUCUAUACUCGGCCGACAUGUGGGCAAACAAAGUCUGGUGCCACAAGAAGGACUCAGAGACUGGAAACAUGACAACGGUCGGCAGCGUCGAUGCUCCUGCGGCUGGUGAUCACCCUCGCUGGGUCGAAAUGGCACCGAGUGGAAAGUACCUGUAUGCUCUGAUGGAAGGUGGAAACAGACUCGGAGUCUACUCAAUAGACGAGAAGACUCACAUGCCUGUCUAUACUGACAAAACCUACCCUCUCGUUCCUCCAGGUCACCAGGAGAUCUACCCUAAGAUGUAUCGUUCAGAUGUUGUCUUCCUCUCAUCCAGCGGCAAAUAUUUGUUCGCAACAUCAAGAUCCAACUCACCCGACCUGACUGGCUACAUUGCAGCAUUCAAGCUGUCAGAGUCUGGAGAUAUCGAGCGUCAGAUCUGUCUCAACCCUACACCUACAAGUGGUGGACACUCAAAUGCCGUCAGCCCUUGCCCUUGGAGUGACGAGUGGCUGGCUUUGACCGACGACGAGAAGGGCUUCAUUGAGAUCUACAGAUGGAAUGAAGAGUUCCUUGGUCGUGUUGCUCACUGCGAUGUCAAGGAGCCUGGCUUUGGUAUGAAUGCCAUUUGGUACGAUUAG
Aureobasidium subglaciale EXF-2481 is the source of this 1089-nucleotide messenger RNA. RefSeq lists its product as uncharacterized. The coding region runs from base 1 to 1089 and encodes 362 amino acids. NCBI's taxonomy places the organism in Eukaryota, Fungi, Ascomycota, Dothideomycetes, Dothideales, Saccotheciaceae. The record is from RefSeq and is a predicted model, not a curated record. The transcript has 3 exons. Gene Ontology annotation, molecular function: protein binding; 6-phosphogluconolactonase activity.